UUCGCUUAAAACUCAUAAAAGCCUUCACUUUCUCCCGCGUCUAUAUUUUCAAAAAAAAAACAAAACAGUCUUUCAAGAAAGUUCCUUCCUUUUUCUUUCUCUAAUCCUCCCUCCAUCCCCAUGGAUGAUGAUUCUAAAGAAACCAACGAACAUCAGCAGCAGCAGCAGCUACAACCACCGCAUGGGAUGCUAACGGGCUCCUAUAACCGCAACGCCGCCGCGUUAAUGGGUCCCACGUCCACUUCUCAGGCGAUGAUGCCCCACUGGUUAUCUGUCGGGGCUCCCUCGCUGCGCCAGCCUCAACAACCGCUCGGGCUCGACGGAUCACCUUCCUCUGUUCCGACGCAACAGCCGUAUAUGCAAUUCGGGAACGAGCAAGGACGAUCAAAGAGGAAGUAUGCUCCUGAUGGCAUUGAUCUUUCUCUGCGUCUUUCUCUUCCUUCAGCUUCUGAUGGUGGUGGUGCAAGUGCUAGCAGAGGUCGUCCUCCUGGCCCCGUCAAGAAGCAGCUCAACGCUUUAGGAGGAGGAGCAGGAACACCGUUUAUACCUGUAAUCAUUAAGGUCGAAGCUGGAGAGGACAUAGCUGCAAAGAUAGUGGGGUAUACCCAUCAAGGGCCAGGCGGGGUCGUUAUUCUCUCAGCUUUAGGAGCUGUAUCUAGUGCGGUGCUUCAGUCUAGCAAUCCUAACAUUCCUAGUGCAGUUGUUAAGUAUGAGGGACAGUAUGAAAUCGUUGCUAUGUCAGGUUCUUUCUUGAAUACAGAGAGUAAUGGUACUUUGACCAGCACUGAUAACUUGAGCGUGACUCUGGCUAACCACAAUGGCAAUAUUGUUGGGGGUUCUGUAGCUGGAAUGCUAGUUGCUGGGUCACAAGUCCAGGUCGUUGUUGGAAUCUUUGUACCAGAGAGAGCGAAUUUGAGCGCAGGGCGCGUUGAGAAUAACCCCGAGACAGCUUCUGCUUCAGCAUCGGCCAGUGGUGUUGGACCAGGGAGCCCUGACCAGAUGUACCAUGUUCGCCUCUGGCCUGGCAGCAACCCUCAGUAAGCAAAUGGUUCGUGGGUUGACCUCACCGGAUUUGCUUCUCUGUUGGUUUUACACAUCUCUCCAUCAGAAUUGUCCAUAAGUAUAUUGAUCUGUCUUACUUCUCUCUUGUCUUCCUCUUCCUAACAUUCUCUUCAGUGUAGCUUUGGUUUUAGAUAAAUAAAAAGAUAUAUU
Raphanus sativus (radish) is the source of this 1212-nucleotide messenger RNA. Its product is annotated as AT-hook motif nuclear-localized protein 13. The coding region runs from base 121 to 1041 and encodes 306 amino acids. NCBI's taxonomy places the organism in Eukaryota, Viridiplantae, Streptophyta, Magnoliopsida, Brassicales, Brassicaceae. Gene Ontology annotation, molecular function: minor groove of adenine-thymine-rich DNA binding. The record is from RefSeq and is a predicted model, not a curated record. The transcript has 5 exons.